Molecule: messenger RNA, 1527 nt
Organism: Penicillium verhagenii
Lineage: Eukaryota; Fungi; Ascomycota; Eurotiomycetes; Eurotiales; Aspergillaceae
Product: Peptidase S10 serine carboxypeptidase
Exons: 4
Coding region: 1-1527 (508 amino acids)
Biological process (GO): proteolysis
Molecular function (GO): serine-type carboxypeptidase activity
Source: RefSeq, a predicted model, not a curated record
AUGAUUGCACAAUACUUCAUACAAUGGGUGAAGCAAAUCCUGCUGAUCACAUUGUUGGUCAGUUACGGGGAAGCAAAUCAAUUGAAUCGAGGUAUUCACCGCCGCUCUCCUAAUUACACCCGCAACAAUUCAUCGUCGGGGCAUCUUCACACAUCGGACUAUCGAUUUCUGACCAACAAGACUAAACCUCAUCUGGUAGAGAGCCUUCCCAAUGUUCAUUUUGACCUGGGGGAGAUGUAUUCGGGCUUCAUUCCCAUCCGUGACAACUCUUCUCUGUUUUACGUCUUCCAGCCAAAGAUCGGAGAGCCAACCGAUGAUCUCACCAUCUGGCUAAGUGGUGGGCCUGGAUGCAGUUCAAUGCAGGGAUUUCUGCAGGAAAAUGGACGCUUUACCUGGCUGCCUGGGCUGAGCAGGGUUGAUCAACCUGUGGGGACUGGGUUCUCGACUGGAACACCUACAGCGACCACCGAAGAAGAUAUUGCCAACUCAUUCGUGUAUUUCCUCAAAGGCUUCCAGGAGCUGUAUGGGAUCAAAAACUUCCGAAUCUUCAUGAGUGGCGAGAGUUAUGCGGGCCGUUAUGUGCCAUAUAUAUCAGCUGCCAUGCUUGAUCAGAAUGAUACAGAACACUUUGACAUCAGCGGGGCACUCAUGUAUGAUGCAUGUAUCGGUCAAUGGGAUUAUAUCCAAGCCGAGCUUCCAGCAUACCCCUUUGUGCAGCAGCAUGCUGAGCUGUUCAACUUCAACCAAUCCUUCAUGAACGACCUAGAAAGCACCUAUGAACAAUGUGGUUACAAGGACUACUUUGACACAUACCUUACCUACCCAGCCUCUGGAAUACAACCCCCCAAGUCCAUGAACUAUUCUGUCUGCGACAUAUACAACAUGAUCUACGAUGAAGCAUAUAACCCGAAUCCUUGCUGGAGCCCCUACAGGGUAGGACAAAUGUGCCCACUACUAUGGGAUGUCCUGGGCUUUCCCACAGAUCUUGCUUAUGAACCAUCGCAAACAACUUAUUUCAAUCGCAAGGAUGUCAAACGGGCUCUGCAUGUCCCCGAGAGUAUUGAGUGGGAGCUCUGCAGCACUGAAAGUGUGUUCGUGGGCACUGACCCAGGUCCCGAGCAGCAAUACGACGAGUCUCCAAAUCCAACCGAGCUUGUGCUGCCUCGUCUGAUUGAGGCAACUAGCCGGGUUCUGAUCGCCAACGGGGACUGGGACUAUUUAAUCAUCACGAACGGAACCCUAUUGGCAAUUCAGAAUAUGACCUGGCAUGGAGAACUGGGCUUUAAGAGUCGCCCAACCACGCCAGUUCACAUUGAAAUGCCCGAUCUGCAAUGGUCAGCGAUAUUUGAUGCUCAAGAAGGAUAUGGCGGCUUCGAUGGUCCACAAGGGUUGAUGGGAGUUCAGCAUUAUGAACGUGGCUUGAUGUUUGCGGAAACUUUCCAAGCGGGUCACCGGCAAUCCCAAGAUCAAGGUCGAGUAUCCUAUCGUCACGUUCAGUGGCUGCUAGGAAAUGACCACCACCUUUGA